Messenger RNA from Cariama cristata (Red-legged seriema), 1380 nucleotides. RefSeq names its product ryanodine receptor 2-like. Gene Ontology annotation, cellular component: sarcolemma; smooth endoplasmic reticulum; Z disc. Gene Ontology annotation, biological process: calcium ion transport. Lineage: Eukaryota; Metazoa; Chordata; Aves; Cariamiformes; Cariamidae. The record is from RefSeq and is a predicted model, not a curated record. The transcript is spliced from 7 exons. The annotation marks the transcript as partial. Gene Ontology annotation, molecular function: protein binding; ryanodine-sensitive calcium-release channel activity.
AUGAGACUGGACGUGUGCAGUGGGAUAAUGGAAAAAUUCAGGAUCUUCAGGACAGAAAAGACUUAUGCAGUGAAGACUGGGAAGUGGUACUUUGAGUUUGAGGCAGUAACUGCAGGAGACAUGAGAGUUGGCUGGACCAGGCCGGGUUGUCUGCCAGAUCAGGAACUUGGCUCAGAUGAAGAAGCUUUUGUUUUUGAUGGCUUUAAGGCACAGCGGUGGCAUCAAGGUAAUGAGCAUUUUGGCCGCUCUUGGUUGGCAGGAGAUGUUGUUGGAUGUAUGGUUGACAUGAAUGAGCACACUAUGAUGUUCACCUUAAAUGGUGAAAUACUGCUUGAUGACUCAGGUUCAGAGCUUGCAUUCAAGGACUUUGAGGUUGGUGACGGAUUUCUACCUGUGUGCAGCCUGGGCUCAUCUCAAGUGGGAAGAAUGAACUUUGGAAAAGAUGUUGGCACUCUAAAGUAUUUCACUAUCUGUGGCUUACAGGAAGGGUAUGAACCCUUUGCUGUUAAUACAAACAGAGACAUCACCAUUUGGCUGAGUAAAAGGCUCCCUCAGUUUCUCCCAGUGCCACAAAAUCAUGAACAUAUUGAGGUGAUGAGAAUUGACGGCACCAUUGACAGCUGCCCCUGCCUGAAGGUCACACAGAAGUCCUUUGGUUCACAGAACAGUAAAACAGACGUCAUGUUUUUUCGAUUAAGCAUGCCCAUUGAAUGUGCUGAGGUGUUCUCCAGGUCAGCUGCAGGAGGGCUACCAGGCUCUGGUCUUUUUGGCCCGAAGAAUGACUUGGAGGAUUAUGAUGCUGAUUCUGAUUUCGAGGUUCUAAUGAAAACUGCUCAUGGUCAUCUAGUUCCUGACCGGACAGAAAGAGAAAAAGAUGCCACAAAACCAGAGUUAAACAACCAUAAAGAUUAUGUUCAAGAAAAGCCUUCACGUCUUAAACAAAGAUUUAUGCUCAGGAGGACAAAACCAGAUUAUAGCACGAGUCACUCUGCACGGCUUACUGAGGAUGUGCUAGCGGAUGAUAGAGAUGACUAUGAUUAUUUGAUGCAAACUUCCACGUACUAUUAUUCAGUGAGAAUAUUUCCUGGUCAAGAACCUGCUAACGUCUGGGUGGGCUGGAUUACAUCUGACUUUCACCAGUAUGACACAAGCUUUGACUUGGACAGAGUGCGUACUGUCACAGUUACACUGGGAGAUGAAAAAGGGAAGGUUCAUGAGAGUAUAAAACGCAGCAACUGCUAUAUGGUGUGCGCAGGAGAGAGCAUGAGCCCUGGACAAGGACGUAAUAAUAAUGGUCUGGAGAUUGGUUGCUUGGUUGAUGCUGCCAGUGGCCUGCUGACCUUCACAGCUAAUGGCAAGGAACUAGGCACAUACUAUCAG